Messenger RNA from Salvia hispanica, 1123 nucleotides. Its product is annotated as E3 ubiquitin-protein ligase RSL1-like. Gene Ontology annotation, biological process: protein ubiquitination. Lineage: Eukaryota; Viridiplantae; Streptophyta; Magnoliopsida; Lamiales; Lamiaceae. The record is from RefSeq and is a predicted model, not a curated record. Gene Ontology annotation, molecular function: ubiquitin-protein transferase activity; zinc ion binding.
UCUUUGAAAAGUCACUCUCACACUUUCUACUUCAAUCUUCAUCAACUACGCAAUGGCGACUCAAAUCCUCCAAAUCAGAGACGACGACGACGAAAUCACCAUCAUCUCCUCGACGCCGCCGCCGUUAAUCAAGUCCGGCGCCACAAAAUCCGACGCUAUUUCAGUGGAAACCUACCGCCCCACCCCCAAAAUCACCAUGGACCUCGACGACGUCGUCGAAGUCCCCGCCUCCUCCUUCACCAAGCGCCGCAAAAGCCGCCGCUUCUACAGAGGCGAAUCGUCCAACUCCAAGCCACUCCGCCUCUCCUUCUCCUGCGAAAUCUGCGCCUGCGACAAGCCGAUCAGCGACUCCUUCAACAUCCUCGGCUGCGAUCACUCCUACUGCACGCAAUGCGUCUCCAAUUACGUCGCGGCGCGGCUGCAGGAGAGCAUCACCGCCAUCGGGUGCCCCGUCCCCGGCUGCGCGGGAUUUCUGGAGCCGCAGCACUGCCGCACGAUUCUGCCGCGGGAGGUUUUCGAUCGGUGGGGAGACGCGCUGUGCGAGGCGCUGAUUUUGGGGGCGGAGAGGUUUUAUUGUCCGUACAAGGAGUGCUCGGCUCUUCUGAUUGCCGAUGGGAGUGAGACUGUGGUGCAAUCGGAAUGCCCUGAGUGCCGGCGGUUGUUCUGUGCGCCGUGCAAGGUGGCGUGGCAUGCCGGAAUCGAAUGCGAUGAGUUUCAGAGGCUGAAGAAGGAUGAGAGAAGUAAUGAGGAUUUGAAGCUUAUCAAACUUGCAAAGGAUAGUAAGUGGAUUCGGUGCCCUAGCUGCCGAAUUUAUAUCUCCAAGUCUGAAGGCUGCCUAUACAUGCGCUGCAGGUGUGGAAUGGCGUUUUGUUACAAUUGUGGAGCUAAGAUGGACGUACAUCUUCACUACUGCACAAAAUGCAAGCACUGAGAUUGGUUGAUUUGGUUUGGUUAAGUAAAGUAGUAAGCCUAUAGUUAAUGCUUGGGCUCUGUGUUAAAGACAUGAGACCAUAUUUUUCAUUUCAGUAAAUUUUCAUGAUUCUAUAUGGCUUAAUGGAUUGCCAUCAAUACCAAAAUCCACAUCAAAAUAUUUCUUUAAUUAUGAAUCUUUUCUUUUUUAGCA